UUUUGAUCAAGGCAUAUGCACGCAAGCCCAUUGCUUUCUUAUGCUAACUACUUCUAAGCACAAAGCAAAACUGAGUGAAUGGAGUACCUAGCAUUUGUGCUGCUACUUCCCUUUGUGUUGGCAUCUAUUCAUGUGCUGGCCUCUGGCCUAAGAGCCAGGAAAUCUGGCUCGCCAAGACUUCCUCCAGGCCCCAAGCCUUAUCCAAUCAUUGGAAACCUCUUGGAGCUCGUAGGAAGCCAACCCCAUGUAGCCGUUUCCAAGCUCUCCAAAACUUAUGGACCCCUAAUGACUCUCAAGUUCGGGAGCAUCACAACCAUAGUCGUUUCCUCUCCAGAUCUAGCCAAAGAAGUACUGCAAAAACACGACCAAGCCUUUGCCGGCAGACCCGUCCCGGAUGCUAUCCGAGCACUCGACCACCACAAAUUUGCAAUGGCGUGGCUGCCUGCCACAUCGAGUCGUUGGAGAAACCUCAGGAAAGUUUCUGCCACGCUAAUAUUUGCUACACAAAAGCUUGAUUCCACCCAAGCCAUUAGGGUAAAAAAGGUGCAACAACUAGUAGACCAUGUCAAAGAAAUUUGUAAUAGUGGUCAAGCGGUAGAUAUUGGUCGAACAGCCUUCACAACUAGCCUGAAUGCCAUAUCAAACACAAUUUUCUCUACUGACUUGGCAGACUAUUCUUCAACUACGUCCCACAAGUUUCUGGAAGACGUAUUCGGUACCAAGGAAGAAGCUGGAAAGCCGAAUGUUGCAGACUAUUUCCCUAUACUUCGUUUUGUUGACCCACAAGGUGUACGCCAAAGGAUGACAAUUUAUUUUACAAAUUGUUUUAGGACUCUUGAUGGUAUAAUCAAUGAACGAUUACAAUUAAGAGCAUCAUCAAAGGGUUCUAAGGCAAGCAGCGAUAUGCUUGAUGCCCUCCUCGAUAUCAAUCAAGAAGAUAAUUCAGAAUUGAGCAUCGACGACAUCAGAAAUUUGCUUCUGGCUUUUUUUAUUGCGGGGGUCGACACAAUAUCAACCACAGUGGAAUGGGCAAUGGCAGAGUUACUACGUAGCCCUGAAAAAAUGGGAAAAGCCCAGAAAGAGCUGGAAGAAGUGAUUGGCAAGGACGAACUUGUUCAAGAAUCAGAUAUCUCAAAGUUGCCUUAUCUACGAGCAAUAGUGAAAGAAAUCUUUCGUUUGCACCCAGCAGCACCUUUCCUAACUCCCCACAAAGCCGAGAUUGACAAAGAGGUGUGUGGCUUUAUUGUGCCCAAGAAUGCACAAAUACUAAUUAACGUGUGGGCAAUGGGACGGGAUUCAAGCAUAUGGCCAAACCCAAAUUUGUUUGAGCCUGAAAGAUUUUUAGGGAAGGAUAUAGACUUCAAAGGCGGAGAUUUUGAGCUCAUCCCCUUUGGAGCUGGAAGAAGGAUCUGCCCUGGAUGGCCUUUGGCCCACCGGCUGGUGCAUAUGAUAUUAGCCUCUCUUGUCCUCAACUUCAAUUGGAAACUUGCAGAUGGGAUGAAGGCAGAAGAUAUGGACAUGAGAGAGAAGUUUGGGCUUGCCGUACAUAAAGCCGAGCCCCUCCGGGCUAUUCCCAUUAGACCCAUGUAAUUUUCCUUGUUUCUUGUUGUAGCCUAAUAUGGAUAUAUGUGCAUGUCUUUAGACAUCUAUGUAUGAUGCAAGGAUUUUGUGCAUAUACAGAAUAAACGACUAGGCUUAUCGCUUGUGAUUCGACAUGUGACAAUCACAGAUUGAGCCAAGGCAUCAAUGGUAGCAAGUUGAAAAAAAUAAGAAAUGAUAGAAUUCAAUAUAUUUUUAACAAUAUUUUAAUUA
Messenger RNA from Corylus avellana, 1812 nucleotides. Its product is annotated as cytochrome P450 76T24. Lineage: Eukaryota; Viridiplantae; Streptophyta; Magnoliopsida; Fagales; Betulaceae. Gene Ontology annotation, molecular function: oxidoreductase activity, acting on paired donors, with incorporation or reduction of molecular oxygen; monooxygenase activity; heme binding. The record is from RefSeq and is a predicted model, not a curated record.